AUGAAGCCUCGCAAAACGCACUUGAAGUCACGCACAGGGUGUGCAACAUGCCGUGCAAGGCGGAUAAAGUGCGAUGAAUCGAAGCCGAAAUGCAUCAAUUGUACUCGUCGGCAGGCUCGCUGUGACUUUCUCGGAGCAGCUUCUUCCUCGCAAACUUCUCCGGGAGAGUCUUCGCAUCAGGUGGCUCGCAUAUUACACGCUCUCUCGGACAGCGAUGCAGACAGUGCUGUCGAACCAGAACCUGAUUCUCUCCUGAAAUUGUUCCCGACAGAUUGUCCGGACUUGUCGAAGCAGGAACGAUUCCUGAUGGCACACCUGUGUGGGAUCAGCGACAAUCUUGUCGCUGCUGGCAUGGACACUCUUGAUUUUGGUCUCUCGCUACUACCUGAGUUUGUGAACCCAAUUUUAAAACGAAGAUCUGCUCUGAUCGCGACAACAGAACCCAUCNGCAUAGCAGCCGACUGCUCGUUUGUUCGACACAGCGCUUGUGCCCUUGCGAGCACGCAUCUAGGGUUUCUGACACAGUCUUCGGGUAUCAUCCAUCUAGCAUACUACUACAAGUGCUUGGCACUUCGGGGACUCCGAGAGUCGUUGAGAGAGCUCAACACAGACAAUGUGGAUGCCAUGCUGGCAGCAUCCUAUCUGUUGAGCUGGCAAGCUUCUCAAAGGUUGGUGAGGCUCUUUCUGUCCAUGAUUGCACUAUUCCCGAAAAGAAGUUGCUUACACUCCCUCGACACANGCCAGGAAUUCAUGCAAAUCAUGAAGGGCGUCGACNUUGUGAACAACUCGGUAGAGCUAGCUUGUUCGACACUAAGGGAACUGCAGAAACAGGUCAGCGAGGAACCCGAGCUCGUUCGUGGCACCAAGGAGUUGAUCAACUUCAUGCAAAACCUGCGAAUAUCUCCACCAGGACCGACAGCCGACGAGCAAUUACAGGCACUGCAACCUAUUCGCCACUGGAUGCCCUGGCUUCCAAGAUCGCUGAUCCGUCUCUCCGAUCGCGAACCGCUUCUUCUGGUCUUUCUCGCACAUUAUCAUAUGGUCGUUCUGGCAGUUGAGUCGAUUCUGCCCGCCGCGCCAAAUUUUCUCCUUGCGUCAAAGCGCGUCGAAUUCAUCGAACGACUUGAAACAGCAAUCGGCCAAGUAUACAGACCGACCGAAAAGUUGUCAAAACAAUUGGGUACUCGAAGACGCAGAGAGAGUCUUGAGAACUUGAUGUCUGGUCCUGCGGCUUUUGCUCGGCAGUGGAGACUGACGAAUCUGCUGGCCUCGGAAUGCGCUCCUUUGUGGGGAUCUUCCCAGUCCGCGGAUCAGGGCACAGAGCCGCAGUGGCAGGACCCUGAUCCUGUCGACUUCACUCUCUACAAGCACCAAUAA
This is a messenger RNA of Aureobasidium vineae, 1377 nucleotides long. The record is from the annotation of a GenBank genome assembly. Lineage: Eukaryota; Fungi; Ascomycota; Dothideomycetes; Dothideales; Saccotheciaceae.